Vicia faba (fava bean) is the source of this 906-nucleotide messenger RNA. The record is from the annotation of a GenBank genome assembly. NCBI's taxonomy places the organism in Eukaryota, Viridiplantae, Streptophyta, Magnoliopsida, Fabales, Fabaceae.
AUGUUGAAUCACAUUUUAUCCAUUGUUCUUUUGCUUACGACCAUUCUCAUACCUAUAUCAUUCUCUGCUAGCACCAAUGAAACCACAAAAUCUGAUAUUGAUCUUUUGGAGUUUGCCCUAAAUUUAGAAUAUUUAGAAGCAGAGUUCUUCUUGUAUGGUGCAACUGGUAAUGGGUUGGAUGUUGUUGCACCAGGACUAGCCCAAGGAGGACCCCCUCCUAUAGGUGCCAGAAUGGCCUCUUUGGACCCUUUCACUAAAGAUGUCAUCUCACAAUUUGGUUUACAGGAAAUUGGACAUUUAAGGGUGAUAAAGAGUGUAGUAAAAGGGUUUCCUAGGCCAUUGUUAAAUAUUAGCAAGGAAUCGUUUGCAAAAGUGAUGGAUGAUGCCUUUGGGAAUCCUUUGCGUCCACCUUUCGACGCUUAUGCAAAUUCCAUUAACUAUCUACUUGCAUCAUAUAUAAUUCCUUAUGUUGGUCUCACUGGAUAUGUUGGAGCUAGUUCUAACCUUCAAGAUCCUACAUUCAAGAAGCUAGUUGCAAGUCUUUUGGGAAUAGAGGCAGGACAAGACGCUGUUAUAAGAACAUUGUUAUACGAACGCAGAAAGUUAAGGGUGUUACCAUACAGAAUAACUGUUGAAGAGUUCACUAAUCGUAUUUCAAUGCUUAGAAAUAAGUUAGGAAACAAUGGCAUAAAAGAUGAGGGUCUAGAGGUUCCUAUAAUGCAAGGUGCUGAAGGCAAAAUUUCAGGAAACAUACUUGCUGGUGAUGAAUAUUCAACCUCAUAUUCAAGAACUCCAGUUGAAAUAUUGAGGAUAGUAUAUGGUGGAAAUGAAAGUGUCCCUGGUGGCUUCUAUCCCAAAGGAGCAGAUGGUAAUAUAGCUAAGUCUUACUUAAAAACUACAACUUAA